This is a messenger RNA of Geosmithia morbida, 3069 nucleotides long. RefSeq names its product exportin-T. Gene Ontology annotation, molecular function: small GTPase binding; tRNA binding. Gene Ontology annotation, cellular component: nuclear pore; nuclear matrix; cytoplasm. Lineage: Eukaryota; Fungi; Ascomycota; Sordariomycetes; Hypocreales; Bionectriaceae. The record is from RefSeq and is a predicted model, not a curated record. The coding region runs from base 1 to 3069 and encodes 1022 amino acids. The transcript is spliced from 3 exons. Gene Ontology annotation, biological process: tRNA re-export from nucleus.
AUGGAAGCACAGAUCGAAAACGCCGUGGCUAUCCUGGGGAAUCCCCAGUCGGACCAGUCGCUCAAAGCGCAGGCCUUUGAAUACCUCAACCAGCUAAGAAACGACCCGUCGGGCUGGCACACGUGCACAAACCUCUUUGUCCAGGCACCGCAGUCGGCCGAGGUGCUCCGCCUCGUCUGCCUCGAGGUCGUCAACUUCGCCGUCCACACCCAGGGACUCGACCCUGCGAGCCUCACCUACCUCAAGGACUCGCUGCUGCAGUACGUGCGUCAGGCUUACGGCCUCAGCCCCCAGAGGGAACCCGACGCGCCCCACCUCCAGAACAAGCUCACCCAGACCCUGACGUACCUCUUCGUCUUCCUGUACCGCGAGGGCUGGCAGUCCUUCCUCGACGACUUCCUCGACAUCUCGGGGCUGCCCGCCGGCGCCGACAACGUCAACGGGUCCGUCCUGUACCUGCGCGUCCUGAGCUCCAUCCACGACGAGAUCGCCGACAUGCUCCUGUCGCGCGAGAGCGGCGAGGCCAAGCGCAACACGGAGCUCAAGGACUCGCUGCGCGCCCAGGACGUCUACAAGGUGGCCGACUCGUGGAAGCAGCUGCUCGUCCGCUACGGCUCCAACAAUGUCAUCGUCGAGCUCGUCCUCAAGGUCAUUGCCAAGUGGGUCAGCUGGAUGGACAUCUCGCUCGUCGUCAGCCAGGAGAUGCUCGGCCUGCUGCUGCCCCUCAUCGGCCGCGCCAGCCAGGCGGGCGCCGACGAGCUCAAGGUGCGCAGCGCCGCCAUCGAGACCUUGACUCAGAUCAGCGGCAAGAAGAUGCGGCCCCAGGACAAGGUCGAGAUGAUCUCCUUCCUCAACCUGCGCGAGAUCGUCGGCCAGCUCAUCGCCAGCCCGUCGCUCAGCGAGUACAAGGGCACCUCGCACUACGAUACGGACCUGGCCGAGGCCGUCGCCAACCUCAUCAACACCGUCGUCGCCGACAUUGUCCGCGCGCUCGAGGACGCCUCCAUCGGCCAGGACACGCGCACACUGGCCAACCAGCACCUCAACGCCUUCCUGCCCUUCCUCCUGCGCUUCUUCUCCGACGAGUACGACGAGGUCUGCUCCACCGUCAUCCCCGCCCUCACCGACCUUCUCACCUUCCUCCGCAAGCUCGGCCAGCUGCCCCAGGAGUACCUGGACAUGCUUCCACCCGUCCUCGACGCCGUCGUCCGAAAGAUGCGCUACGACGAGACGGCCACCUGGGGAAACGAGGACGAGCAGACGGACGAGGCAGAGUUCCAGGAGCUCCGCCGCAAGCUGCAGAACCUCCAGAAGACCAUCGCUGCCAUCGACCAGCCCCUCUACAUGAACACCCUCAGCAACCUCGUCGCCAAUACCUUCCAGAAGCUCGACCAGCAGGGUUCCCAGAUGGACUGGCGCGACCUCGACCUCGCCCUCUACGAGAUGUACCUCUUCGGAGAGCUCGCCCUGCCGAACCAGGGGCUGGGAACCAAGAACCAGCCGAACGGCGAGGCUUCGGAACGUCUGGUGGUUAUGAUCAGGAAGAUGGUCGAGUCCGGAAUCGUCAAUCUCGAUCACCCCGCGAUCCUACUCCAGUACAUGGAGAUUUGCGUCCGUUACUGCGUCGUCUUCGAGAGCAACCACGACUAUAUCCCGGUAGUGCUCGAGAGCUUUGUCCGCCUGGUCCACCACAGCCACGUCCGCAUCAAGACGAGGUCGUGGUACCUCUUCCACCGCUUCAUCAAGCAUCUGCGCGCGCAGGUAGGCAACGUGGCCGAGACGGUGAUACAGUCCAUCGGAGACCUGCUGCCCAUCAAGGCCGAAGUCCCCAGUGACGAGGCCGACGACGACAUGUCAUCCGACGAGUCGGACCACUCUGCCGACGCCCUCUUCACCAGCCAGCUCUACCUAUUCGAGGCGAUCGGGUGCAUCUCGUCGACGCAGAGCACGCCGGCAGACAAGCAGGCCCUCUACGCACGGUCGGUCAUGGACCCCCUGUUCCGCGACAUGGAGGAGCACCUGCCCCGCGCCAAGUCAGGCGACACGCAGGCCAUCCACCAGAUCCACCACAUCGUCAUGGCCUUGGGCACGCUAGCGCACGGCUUCUCGGACUGGACGCCCGGCUCGACGGCGGCGACGCAGCACGCGCCGCCCGACCCGGCCGUGUCGCAGGAGUUCUCGCGCGCGGCCGAGGCGAUCCUCAUCUCUCUGAGCCAGCUCAACUCUUCCGAGGAGAUCCGCAUCGCGUGCCGAUCCGCCUUCUCGCGCCUUCUGGGCGUGCUGGGCUCGGUCGUGCUGCCGCAGCUGCCGCAGUGGAUCGAGGGGCUCCUGUCGCAGAGCUCGUCCAAGGACGAGAUGGCCAUGUUCCUCCGGCUCCUGGACCAGGUGGUCUUCGGCUUCAAGUCGGAGAUCUACGACGUGCUCAACACGCUCCUGGCCCCGCUGAUGGACCGCAUCUUCAGCGGGCUGGCGGAGCCGAUCGUCGGCACCGACGACGAGAUCCAGCUGGCCGAACUACGCAGGGAGUACCUCUCCUUCAUCCAGAUCAUCCUCAACAACGGGCUCGACGGCGUGCUCAUCAGCGAGUCCAACCAGGCCUCGUUCGAGCGCAUCGUCAGCUCCAUCACCGACAUCGCCCGCACGCUGGAUAGCAACCUGGGGCCCAGCCGCCUCGCCUUCACCGUCAUGAGCCGCAUCUGCUCCAUCUGGGGCGGGCCGGACGUGGCCACCAUCUCCCAGAAUCCCACGGCCCCCUCGGGACCCCCGACCCCGGCCAUUCCCGGCUUCGACAGCUUCGUUAUCGAGCGCUUCCACUCGGUCUGCUGGGAGGUGAUGCGCAACCCGGCCUUCCGUCCGCAGGACGCCCAGUCCAAGCAGGUCCUCGUCGAGAUCGCCGGGCUAGAGCAGGUCAUCUACACCAAGACCGGAGACGUCCUCAUCAGCCAGCUCCAAUCCACACUGUUUCCUUCACUGGGAAUCAGCCCCGAUGACUUUCUCAGGUCACUGACCACCUCGGUCGACAAGAGGACCUUUGCAAACUAUCUCCAGAGUCUACUAAAAAGUUGGUAA